GGAACGGGGUCGGCGUCGGGUUCGGCUGGUCGCCCGUAGAGCUGAGGAGAAGGGAGCGGAGGAGAUUUAGAGGAGUUGGAGCUCGGUACUUCCCCUCCCCCCUCCUUACCCCGCCCGCCCCAGCCGCCCCCUCCCUCCUCACUCGGUCUCCGGCCCGCCGGGGCCCGCUCUGGGGUGAGGCCCAUGGCUCCUCAGAAGCACGGUGGAGGCGCGGGGCCCAGCUCGGGUUCCGCUGGCGGUGCCGCCGGAGGAGGCGGUGGAGGAGGCGGCGGCGGGGGGUUCGGGGGCUCCGCGGCUGCCGCGGCUCCGGGCGGUAAAUCCGGUGGUGUUCCAGGAGGCGGCGGGGGAGGAGGAGGAAGCGGUUACUCGGGAGGCUCUUCGGCCUCCUCGGCGGCUGCGGCGGCGGCGGCAGCGCUGCCCCCUGUGAAGAAGCCGAAGAUGGAGCAGAUCCAGGCCGACCACGAGCUCUUCCUGCAGGCCUUCGAGAAACCAACACAAAUAUAUAGAUUUCUACGUACCCGGAAUCUCAUAGCACCAAUAUUUUUGCACAGAACUCUCACGUACAUGUCCCACAGAAACUCCCGAACAAAUAUCAAAAGGAAAACGUUCAAAGUAGAUGACAUGUUAUCAAAAGUAGAGAAAAUGAAGGGAGAGCAAGAGUCUCACAGCUUGUCUGCCCAUCUGCAACUCACAUUUACUGGUUUCUUCCAUAAAAAUGAUAAGCCAUCACAAAACUCAGAGAAUGAACAAAAUUCUGUAACCCUGGAAGUACUGCUUGUGAAAGUUUGCCACAAGAAAAGAAAGGAUGUCAGUUGUCCAGUAAGGCAAGUUCCUACAGGUAAAAAGCAGGUACCUUUGAACCCAGACAUCAACCAAAUAAAGCCAGGCAACUUCCCAUCACUCGCUGUUUCCAGCAAUGAGUUUGAACCCAGCAACAGCCAUAUGGUGAAGUCUUACUCAUUAUUAUUCAGAGUAACUCGUCCAGGAAGAAGAGAAUUUAAUGGAAUGAUCAAUGGUGAGACUAAUGAAAACAUAGAUGUCAAUGAGGAGCUUCCUGCUAGAAGAAAACGUAAUUCUUCGAAUCGUGAAGAUGGAGAAAAGACUUUUGUGGCACAAAUGACAGUAUUUGAUAAAAACAGGCGCUUGCAGCUUCUGGAUGGGGAAUAUGAAGUAGCAAUGCAGGAAAUGGAAGAGUGUCCAAUUAGCAAGAAAAGGGCAACAUGGGAAACUAUACUUGAUGGGAAGAGGUUACCUCCAUUUGAAACAUUUUCUCAGGGACCUACACUUCAGUUUACCCUUCGUUGGACAGGAGAUACAAAUGAUAAAUCUACAGCUCCUAUAGCCAAACCUCUUGCAACACGAAAUUCAGAAAGUCUCCCUCAAGAAAACAAGCCUACUUCUGUUAAACCUGCUCAGACUAUAGCUGUGAAAGAGUCCUUGCCAACAGACCUACAAACAAGAAAAGAGAGAGAUGUUUUAAAUGAACCUCGACAAAAGUUACGAAUAUUUUACCAGUUCCUGUAUAACAACAAUACAAGACAGCAGACUGAAGCCAGAGAUGACUUGCAUUGCCCCUGGUGCACGUUGAACUGCCGCAAACUUUAUAGUUUACUCAAACAUCUUAAGCUUUGUCACAGCAGAUUUAUUUUUAAUUAUGUUUAUCAUCCAAAAGGUGCUAGGAUAGAUGUUUCCAUCAAUGAGUGUUAUGAUGGCUCCUAUGCAGGAAAUCCUCAGGAUAUUCAUCGUCAGCCUGGAUUUGCCUUCAGUCGCAAUGGACCAGUCAAAAGAACUCCUAUCACACACAUCCUUGUAUGCAGGCCAAAGCGUACAAAAGCAAGUAUGUCAGAGUUUCUUGAAUCAGAAGAUGGAGAAGUGGAACAGCAAAGAACGUACAGCAGUGGACACAAUCGGUUAUAUUUCCACAGUGAUACCUGUUUACCUCUCCGUCCACAAGAAAUGGAAGUAGACAGUGAAGAUGAAAAAGAUCCUGAAUGGCUGAGAGAGAAAACUAUUACACAAAUUGAAGAAUUUUCUGAUGUUAAUGAAGGAGAGAAAGAAGUGAUGAAAUUGUGGAAUCUACAUGUUAUGAAGCACGGGUUUAUUGCUGACAAUCAAAUGAAUCAUGCCUGUAUGCUGUUUGUUGAAAAUUACGGACAGAAAAUAAUUAAGAAGAACUUAUGUAGAAAUUUUAUGCUUCAUCUGGUCAGCAUGCAUGACUUUAACCUCAUUAGCAUAAUGUCAAUAGACAAAGCUGUUACUAAGCUUCGAGAAAUGCAGCAGAAGUUAGAAAAAGGAGAAUCAACUACCCCAACAAAUGAGGAGUUUUCUGAAGAACAAAGUGGGACAACAAAUGGAUAUAGUGAAACUAACACGAGAGAGAGAGUUUCAGAAACAGAUAGUGUCUCAGGGGUCACAAAACAGAGCAAAAAACAAAAGCUCUGAAGGAAAAGGCAAAUGCUAUUCAAUGGACAAACAUUGAAGUGACAUUCUAGGGUGCAUGAGCUAUAUAAAGAAUUAAACAAAAAAUUACACAGGUUCCAAACAGGCACUGUUGGAUGGAAAUAAAUGAUUUCAACAAGGAUAUUGUUACAACAGAUUCCUAUUCAGUUAAUUAUGCAAGUAAUACACGUAUAUCAGUUUUGGUGAUGUAAUGACAAUAUUCUAAGAGUUUGAGCAUGAAGAGCAAUACAAAAAUCUUUUUGUAAUUUUAGUAAUUAGUAUCUUAUGAACUCUACUGAAUAUACAUAAUUUAAGUAUAUGUAAAACAGUUUUUAUAUUAAGGUUUUUACAUCUGUACCUGGCUGUUUUUCCUACCAUGAAGUUGUGAAACAUUGGGAAGGGAUUGGGAAACAAUUUGCUUUUUUUCUUUAGAAAUGCUCCAGUUAGCCUUUUUUGUGAAAAAUAUGCAUCAUUAUUUAAAGUUUAACCUUGAUCCUUGUUUUUUGGAAUCAUUUAUCAAUUUACGAUCAUCAUAAACCACAAAUUGAUAAUUUUUUACACUAAAAUUGUAAAAGUUUGCAAAUUUAACAUAGCACUUCUUUGUCUUGUGCCUGUUUGGAAAGACCUUGGCUUUUCACAUUACAGACACAGUGAAAUACCAUCUUGGCUUUUUGAGGUUACUGGCAGUUUGUUUUUUGUGGAUAAUUCUGAUGUAUUGAUCGCCCAGUGUACCCUUUUAAACUUGAACAUUUAGCUACUUUCUAUUUUUAUUACACCUUUACACAGCUACACAAGAACUAUCUGGUGUCUAACUCUUUUUUAAAGGGUUGCAUCAUAGUGUGCCAUGCUAAGGCCCAGUCAGUAUGUAGUCAUUACUCUGAUAAAUACUCUAGUUGGAGUUAUGCAUACUGUUUUGCCUGAGUACAGACUGCAGGAUCAGGCCAUAGAUUUAGCUUGGGCUUUUGAGAUACCACUCUUCAGGAAAAAUGCACUGUAAAAUUGGACCAGAAAAUGUGUUGCACUUCUUAUGCAAGUAUUCUGUGAUGUAUUGUAUUCAAUACAGAUACUAAGAUGCUGACUAAAAUAUAUUUGAGCAGUUUUGCACUGCUGUUAACACAUUUUAUGCAUAUGUUUACAGAUUUUUUCCAAUGGAAAGUGGUUUCACUACUGGUACAGUAUCAGCACCGAUGGGUUUAUUCAAGCAAGCACUGUGGUUGUGACAUCA
This is a messenger RNA of Chelonoidis abingdonii (Abingdon island giant tortoise), 3664 nucleotides long. RefSeq names its product SUZ12 polycomb repressive complex 2 subunit (gene SUZ12). The record is from RefSeq and is a predicted model, not a curated record. Gene Ontology annotation, cellular component: nucleus; ESC/E(Z) complex; RSC-type complex. Gene Ontology annotation, molecular function: chromatin DNA binding. NCBI's taxonomy places the organism in Eukaryota, Metazoa, Chordata, Testudines, Testudinidae.